AUUUGAAGCCUCUCUCCCUCUCAAAUCUGCCACAGCCAGCUAGAGGCGGUCAGUCAUAAAUCUCUUGACAGCGACGGCCGUAGAAGUGGUGAUCCUCAAGAGAUCGUCGCCAGUGCGCCCUUCGAUUCCCUGCUGUUGCCAAGCCUCCUCAAGAGGACAGGCUUAUCUGCACAUUCUCUCACCCCCCUUGGGCGUCCAGCUGCGAAAAACUUCACAUCAGGUCUCGCGCCGGCUUGACAGCAUCGCUGUAUGCUACGCAGCUCAGGCUAGCUCGACAUCAUAAUCAUUGCUAUCCUCCUGGACACUAGCACAUUCAACGAGGGAAUAUGUCUACCAGUGCCUCUGCUCUCGGCAAUGUUUCACCAAAGCUCGAAGCGCCUCUAGCGGAGGCAUCUCAGGCCGUGGCCAGGGAGCAGGGCAGCAGCGCCGAUCUGGAAGAUAGCUCAACGAAAGUGUCUGGGCCUGAUGAUGGCGUCGAAAGUCCAACGAAUACCUCACAGGUGGCACGGUCGCAUCCUGACCAAGGCGGCUCACUGAGCCUGACGGACGCUAAGAGCGUAAUCGAUGUGUCACCUCCUACAACGAGCGCAAGGGACAGCACCGAGGCUAAGGCUGUGCGCUCAGAAGAUGUGGGCUAUUCAGUCUCUGAUCUUGGUGCUGUGCCUGCGGAGAAAGUAGUCUCCGAAACAGCGCCGGUUACAGAAAGCCAAGACGGUCGAGGCAAAUUGCCGACCACGAACGGGACGCCGGCGCAAACCAGACUGAGUGAAGCAAGUGGUGGAUCCGCAGUCCUCACUGCUUCCCCCACUGCAUCGGCCGCGGCAGCGGCCGCUGCAGCCGGGAAGAAGUUCACCUCAUUGAGCCUCACUAAGCGAUUCCUGGGAAAAGCGUCGCCCAGCUCGCCGACCUUUAACCACGCUACGACAGGAGGCUCUUGCACAAGCGGUACCGGAUCUUCGCUCUUGUCAAACAGUGGAACUGGAAGCAAGGGAAGUUUCACGAGAGAAAGCUCUAGUCGUGGCCUGCCCAUAUUGUCGUCUUCGAGACUCACGUCCGCCAAGCUGUCAGCCUCUGCUGCGCCUAAACCAGCUGCUACGUGGGGCACGCCCUCACCCUCAGCAUCUCCAGCUAUCAAUCACGCGCUGCCAGCGCUUGCGGCUGCCAAUCCGCCUGCCAAUACUGGGCCCUCUUCUCACAAUAACGCAAGUGCCGCUGCCACACUUACAGCUCAAGCGAGCCUUGGCUUAGCGGGUGACAAGGCAAAAGCAUCAGAACCUCCUGCACCGUCCGCCCCGCCAUCCUCUCGGCCUUCUCCAAAGCUUGGAAAUGCUGAGGCUCAUGCAUCCACCAAGCCACCCUCCGCAUCAGCAAAACCGACUCUACCUGAUGCGGUAUUUGGUGAGAAGGGCCCUGCUGCAGCUGCGGGAACCUCUGUGCAGCCGUCAUCCGCUCCGUCGGCAGCCGAAGCCUUGUCUCAGCCGGCGAGCGCACCCUCGCCUGCUCUGCUGCACAGCAAUGUAGUCAGGUCGACUCACCUCUCUUCUCCUCGACUCACUGCCUUGGGCGGGGCUCGAUCGGGCAGUCCUGCGCGGACGGACACGAGCGCAUCUCCAUCCCUCAGAAAUGCCGCGUUGAGAAGUAGUGCGAACGACGCGACCAGUGGAGCUCCAAAAUCUGUUGCUCCAUGGGCAACUAGCAAGAAUUCAUCGAGCAGCGGUGCAAGAGCACCCUCCAGUGAGCGAAUAGCAUCGUCGGAUUUCCCAACAGCAGCCGAGGCGCAAAAUGUAAAGGAGGCUACCGACGAACACGAUAGACUUGCAAGUGCCCGCACAGACCUGGACCGCUUCAGAGGGGCAAAUCUGGGCAGCGGCCGGCAUUGGGACGAAAUGGUCGAUGAAGACGGCGGAUUCCUGGACGAAGUCGUCGAAUUCGGCGACGGGACGCAAUAUAAAGUGCCACAGCCCUCGCUCGCGGAGCUUCAGAAGGAUGCUCGACCAGUGACAAAGGAGGAUCGAUUUCGAGAUCAAACACACGAUCGGUCCUGGCCACCGCCACCUAUGCAGCGCUUGACCCACUCCGCUGCCAGCUCCAAUCCCACAGAUCAGCCUAGUCCAUCUUUUCGGAAGCCCGCUUCUCAACAGAGAUUAGCUGACUACGCGCCUGAGGUCGCGACCAAAUCUUUGUUCCCUCAGCGCGCCGGGAGGUCGUCUGUUUCCGCAUUUGCGGACGAAGGCGACAGCGCUAGCGUAGAGCUGUUGCCCAGAGAUAGGCGCGGAUCGGACUGGAAUUCCUCGCGUUCCGGUCGUCCAGCUGGCGGACUGGGAGGCGCACACGCUCAUCCUGAUGCGACUCUCUCAGCUGCUCGCGCUUGGGGCCCGCUCGCUCGAAGAACGCAGAACUUGGAUUCUGAUGCUCCACGCCGUGAGCCCUCAGUAACAUCCACGAGAUCGGAUCCGCGCUCGCCUACUUCUCCGCACGAGCGGCCUUUGCCGGCCAAAGAGCGUGCGCCGCUACCGACUUCCAAACCAAAUGCGCGGACUUCUGAACGACCCCUGCCGCCGCAUAUGGCAGCUGGCCUGCAUACUGCUGCUGACCGCGUGGAAAAUUCCCCAGAGGAGCGUCCUUAUGGAGCAAAUGCCAGCGAGCCACACCCUCCUGUAGCUUCCAAAGCGCUCGGUUGGGGGCCUCUAGCACGGAGGGUGGGUUCGCCCUCUGCACAGCGGACAGAGCUUCCCGUCGUGGAGUCUACGCAAGCGCCGCCUUCUCGAACCACCGCAGCAGCGACGGAGACGGUCUCGCCGGCAGAGAGAGCUGAGCGCGCUCGGCGACGACGAGCGGAGGAAGAAGCGGAACGCGAGCGCGAGAAAGCGCGUGCCCUCGAAAAAGCCAAGGCGCUUGAGCUUCAAAUCGAGGAAGCUAGGCGUGUCAGAGAGAUUGAGGACGCAGCGAAGGAAGCGAAGCUGAGAGAAGAACAAGCCGCUCGGAUCGCUGCUCAGGAUGCUCGCAUGCUUGCAGCCCGCAAACAGGCUGCUGAAGCACAUGAGGCUGCGCUCAAGGUUGCGAAGCAGGAUACCCCAGCGAAGUCACCUGAAGUUCGAAAGUCACACGGGAGACCGGCUCCAGGCGCACUACCUGAAGCAAUUUCCAACCGUCAGGGUCCCUCGAGCCAGCUUUUGAUCUCUCCCAGCGAGGAGGCAACGUCUUGGCGCAGAGCGGCACCUCUCGCUCAGAGUGAUGCUAUCGUUAGCAAUGCGCGACGCGCACCCUCCAAAGAAGAGCCAUCCCCCACGCAGCAGUCGAGGCCCAGGACAUUAUUGCAACGACCUCCGACAUCUCAGUCCUCUGUGCCCAGCUCUGCGCCUAGCAUGCGCGCAGAACAGAUGGCGUCAGAUGCCGUGUCCGCCACCAAAGCCUCUUUGGACCGACCACAAGCAACAACGAGCGACCCCUCAACCUCUGCUAGACAGAGCAAACGAGCUGAAAAGCAAGCACAGAGGCGAGAGGCCGGUGCCAAGCAAGCUCAAGCAGAUGCUGCGCUCGCCAACGCAGCUCCUCCUGCUGGUCCGCGCGCCUUGCGAAACGAUGUAGCGAAUUUACCAGAAGGCUCCAAGGUUGUCGCACCAACGGCACCUCGGGUAGCGAUCAUCGCUCCAACGGAUGAGAAUGCAAGUGCGCGCUUGCAGACUCAGCGGCACGACGCCCGACCACCUGCGAGCAGUGCGACGCAGCCGCUUCCGAGUGCACUCAGGCAACCUGCCCGACCUCGCCACCCCGAGCCUGUCGCGACGAGAACAGAGGUGCCGCAGGACUCUGUUCCUGUGUGGAAUCGUUUUGUGGUCAAGAUGCCCGCACCUCGCCUUCGACCGGCUCGCUUGAGUGGUCCUGCCUUUCGGGCUCAGAGGCAGCGCAUUGCUGCUUUUCAGGCAGCAGCUAAUUCCAGCUCCGAUGUAGACAUCCUGUCUUGGACCCCAUCCGCUCCGGGUUUGCCGAUGAAAACGCUUUCGAUCUAUGAUCAGUUCCAUCCCAAGAAGUACCGCAAGGGAGUCCUGCUUGCAAAUGUCUCGAUGCCGACACGCGUGCUGCCAAGAAAUCUACCACCACGGGUCUUCCCGACAAGCUCAGCUACUGCCCCGAACGUGCCACCUGCGCAUGUUGCUCUGCCUCGAGCCAGCGCACAUGGUCGGGCCACCCAGCGUCAGCCAAUGAUGUACGGACAUAUUGCAGAACCUUUGCACCCUACCUCAGUUCGUGAGGAGCUUCACCCUGCUCUUGAGGCCGAUAUGCUUGACGUCAAGCCUACCGUCAAGCUUCCGCGAGGAAAUCGCUCUGCCAACAUCCAGCCAUCUUUGGGCAGGUCCAAUGCGCAAAGCUAUGAUGUCUCCGUCCCAGUGUCAGGAUCCUCUGCCGUCUCCGUGCCCACUGCUCCCGCCUCUAUGCGAGCACGAGGAUUCUCCGGCACAGCACCUCGAGGACAGGGCGGACCCUUAGACUGGGCCGAGUCAUCGGGCAUGGGCUUGUCCAAACGAGCUUUGAUUGGCGCCGGACCUCCACAUCCCGCUGCGAAGGGUCGGCGGGAUUCUGGAGCAGGCGUUGCUUUCGCUCGCAGCGCCAACUUGGGCCACACGGAACCAGGAUCGCGGUCACCCAGCUUUGUGGUUGCUAGCGAGCUGGAGCUCAACGGCGAUAGGUAUGCUCCACCGGCGAACCGCGCAGCGGACAAGCGCGGUGCAAUGCAAACGCCUAUCUUGCCUUCUCCCGGCCAGCUCAGCUCUGCAACUUGGGGCGGAAGCUCGCUCAACCUAUCAGGCUUGCCCAACACGGCGGCAAAUGGUGGCGCUUCGCCAUCCCAUCUCGAGAGCCUGUGGGCUACGCCAGAUCUACGUGCGCGCACUGCCUCGCACCCAGCGCAGAAUUCUCUUAGAGGUAUCGCCGAUGACUUCUUGUCGAUGCCUACGAGUAUACAUGACCUCGGCGCUGGUGAUAGCGACGGGCCUGUCGUUUCUUUGGGCGGCCUUGGUGCUGGAUCCUCCUCGGCAAACAAUCAGACGUCGCAAAGUGCUUCGCAGCAACAGCGCCAUGGAGACGAUCGCGGUUCUCGCCAUGGACACGCCAAUGGAACUCUUGCCGGCUUGAAUCUCGGCACCAGCCCCGUCGACAGCGCUCAGACGUCAUCAGCUCCAGAUGCAGGUGUCCGUGGUGCAGCUGGCAAGGCUAAUGACGACGCCGCUUCUAGCUCCAGGAAGAAUCAGUCAUUCAUCCCCUUUGGGCACCAGCAGCCGUAUCAACCUGAGGCCUACAACACCCAAGCGUGGAGUCAGGCAAACGCAUAUCCGCGCCAAGCACUGUCGGCGCAGCCAGCGGCGUUCAAUGGUCGUGCCUACAGCAAUUAUCAACCUGCAUAUAACUUUGGAGGCUAUCCCGAGACGUCUCCUUCCAGUGUGGUCGAUGGUGCAAAAGGGGCACCUUCGGCGCCGCGCGGAGUAGUUGGAUGGGGAUCCACAGUUCCGCACGGAUACGCGCAGCAGAUGGGCUAUCAGGCCUUACCACAACCCUUUCACUCACCCCAGGCAGGCUCGGCUGGUCAUCUCGCGGCUGGUUCAGGCGUAUCGAAUGGCGAUGCGAGCAAUGGCUGGUCCUCGGCUAGCGUGCCGACCUCACCAGCAUUCAGAGGAGGGCCAAUGGGUCGCGGCAGCUACGGGCCAGGAUCUGGCUCGCGCGGCUACGGUAGUCGCGCUCCACAGUCAGCGACGCCUGGACAGAUGGGACAUCAAGCAAGUCUGCCGUCCUUGAAUGGGCACGCAGGGCAGGGUCGCGGAGGGAUGGGCAGGGGUGCAGGCGCUGCAGCCCCUCAAAGCCGCGGCUUCUAUACCGGAGGAUACAGCAACGUUUGGUGAGACUGACGAGCCCUCGGAGAUGGAUCAAAACCUCGAAGACUUCUUUUUCUUCUUUCGGUUCCAGACGCGUCUGUAAGCGUUGCGAUGCGAAUCAACAUGUACUUCGAAUUCUCAAGUCAAGAAUGACCUGAUCAAUCUGAUCUCGCUGGGCGUGUAGCAGGCUUGUCAGUACGGAUGAAACUAAACUUGAGAGCGACU
Ceraceosorus guamensis is the source of this 6092-nucleotide messenger RNA. RefSeq lists its product as hypothetical. The transcript has 3 exons. Lineage: Eukaryota; Fungi; Basidiomycota; Exobasidiomycetes; Ceraceosorales; Ceraceosoraceae. Bases 327 to 5894 code for a protein of 1855 amino acids. The record is from RefSeq and is a predicted model, not a curated record.